UUUCCACAAAGAACGGGAGAGGAUGACAGAACAACAGGCACAGAAAAGAGGUAACGAAAUAUAGUGGACUGGACUAGAAAAAGUUGAUGAACAGAACAUCACCGGCUGUUACAGUGUUGCAACACUACAAGAGAGAUGUACACAUUCUGUGAUCUAUAGGUUUAGAGUGGUGAAUCAGCCCACUGCAGAGCGGAGCCCCUCUCCUCACAUACAGAGCUGCCAGACAAGGUGUUCUCCAGGAGUGUUGUCCCCCCCACCACUCUAUCCAGCCCCUAAAGGCUGAGAGGAUCAGAUAAUUACACAACAGGACAGACAUGAUCCACACUCCUCUGGACAGGAUAUCCUUUUAGUUUACAGUAAAUGAGGAGGGGAGGUGAUGAUGUCAGAGGACAGCUGUGGCCGAAUAUGCUGCAUCGGAAUGUACAGCUGCAACUGGAGGCACCCCAGUGAGAGGAAACAAAAAUGUUCCUGCUGCUGGUUGUCAGUCGUUACCGCUGUGUCCCUGCUCACUCUGUUCUGGAUGUACGUCUGUCUGAUGGCUUUCAAUGACCGCGAGGAUCUCAACUGGAAGGCCUUUUCCAUUCUUAAACUGUGGGUGAACUGGUUCAUGGUGCUGAUCAUUAUCUCUGCUGUACUGACCAUCUACUGCAUCCUAUUACUGGUCUUUGCACUGGUCCAACUUGCCUUGAAAGAGCCUUUGGAUUUAUACUGUCUACAUAAGUUGUUCCUGUUUUUAGGUGUGGUCUUCGUCGCCCUGGGCACCACUGGAAUAAGCUUACAGUGGGAAAAAGAGUGGCACACUGUUCUUCUGUCACUACAGGCCACGGCUCCAUUCCUACAGAUGGGAGGGGUUGGAGCCCUGACCCUGGUAAGCUGCCUAGUGUUCCAGGGCUUCCAUAGGGCCCGCAGAAUAGCCUCUAAGAUCAUCAUCAUGGUAGUAUUUGCUGGCGUGUCAGUGGCAAUCUUCUUCAGCCCCCUCCUCAUCCAAUCCCCUUGUCUGGUAGAGAAGAAACAGCUGCCCCCUAAACCUGCCCUCAUUGGUCAUCGCGGAGCACCAAUGCUAACCCCAGAGAACACCCUGAUGUCGUUCAGGAGGAGUGUUGGGUGCGACGUGAUUGCCUUCGAGACGGACGUGCAGCUCAGUAAGGACAGAGUUCCUUACCUGAUGCACGACCAUGGCAGCCAUUUCCUGAGGAGGACUACAGAUGUUCUACAGAAGUUCCCUGGGAAAGACUUCAACCACAGCACAAACCUCACCUGGGAGGAGCUACAGGAAUUAAAUGCUGGUGAUUGGUUCCUAAAGACAGAUCCGUUCCGCUCAGUCUCCCAGCUCUCAGAGCAGGAGAAGAAGACAGCUGGGAACCAGAGUAUUCCCUCCCUUCUGCAGCUGCUGGACCUAGCCAAGACUCAUAACACCUCUGUCAUCUUUGACCUCAAGAAUGACGACAACAAUGACACUAUCGACACUGUGAACACCAUCCUCAAAUCUGGCAUCCCCCAAGACCUGAUCCUCUGGCUUCCCCCCAAACACAGGGUGGAUGUGAGGGAGGUCGCACCAGGGUUCAUACAGGUCUACAACAAUGUGUAUGAUAUGGAUCUUGACAGAGGAGACCAUCUGAAUGUCAAAUACAGUGCGUUGAGUGCCACAGAGUUCGGGGAGCUUCGGAGCAGGAAUGUGUCGGUGAACCUGUGGGUGGUGAAUGAACCAUGGCUCUUCUCUCUGCUGUGGUGCUCGGGGGCCAGCUCUGUGACCACCAACGCCUGCUCCCUCCUAAAGGACAUGUCCCAGCCUGACUGGACAAUGAGACGUGAUAGAUACAGAAUGAUAUGGAUCACAGUGGACCUGGGGUCAUUGCUCAUAAUGUUCGCACUGUUCAUCUUACAGAGGGAAAGAGAAGCAAAGAAAAUUAUUUUCCGCCUGGAAUCAGAGAGAACUGUCCCCCUUCUUACCCUCUGAAUAGUUGGAGUUAAGCCUGGAACAGAACAGCUUGGAUCCAGAAAUCCUCCCCCUUAAUAAUAUACUAUCUGAAUGGUUAAGCCUUGAAUCAGGAGGGAAUUCGACUCAUUUAAAUUACAGUAUUUAAAAAUAUGUGUGGAUCACAUACAGUACCAGUCAAAGGUUUGGACAUACCUACUCAUUCAAUGGUUUUUCU
Molecule: messenger RNA, 2153 nt
Organism: Coregonus clupeaformis (lake whitefish)
Lineage: Eukaryota; Metazoa; Chordata; Actinopteri; Salmoniformes; Salmonidae
Product: glycerophosphoinositol inositolphosphodiesterase GDPD2-like
Exons: 15
Coding region: 377-1957 (526 amino acids)
Biological process (GO): lipid metabolic process
Cellular component (GO): membrane
Molecular function (GO): glycerophosphodiester phosphodiesterase activity
Source: RefSeq, a predicted model, not a curated record